Knipowitschia caucasica is the source of this 264-nucleotide messenger RNA. The record is from the annotation of a GenBank genome assembly. Lineage: Eukaryota; Metazoa; Chordata; Actinopteri; Gobiiformes; Gobiidae.
AUGAUCCGGUCUUCUGUGGUCAGAUCAGAAGCCCAUGAUCCGGUCUUCUGUGAUCAGAAGCCCAUGAUGCGGUCUUCUGUGGUCAGAUCAGAAGCCCAUGAUGCGGUCUUCUGUGAUCAGAAGCCCAUGAUCCGGUCUUCUGUGGUCAGAUCAGAAGCUCAUGAUGCGGUCUUCUGUGAUCAGAAGCUCAUGAUGCGGUCUUCUGUGGUCAGAUCAGAAGCUCAUGAUGCGGUCUUCUGUGGUCAGAUCCUGUCUCUGCUGUGA